Messenger RNA from Acanthamoeba castellanii str. Neff, 1338 nucleotides. RefSeq lists its product as uncharacterized. The record is from RefSeq and is a predicted model, not a curated record. The transcript has 5 exons. Lineage: Eukaryota; Discosea; Longamoebia; Acanthamoebidae. The coding region runs from base 1 to 1338 and encodes 445 amino acids.
AUGACGGAGAGCGCCUUUCCGAUCAAGCACGAGUGGGGUGGCCACGGCCGGGGCCGCUACGUGGUGAGCGCCCGGCCCAUCAAGCGAGGUGAAGUGGUGCUCGAGGCCCUGCCCUACGCCCUCGCACCCAAACUCCCCUCCCUCACCUGCACCCGCUGCUUCCGCUUUCAUCCACCAUCUUCAACUUCAUCUCCCACCUCUCCAUCUCCAUCAUCUUCGGAGUUGCAAACCUCCCAAUUUGCGGAUGUGAGCGACGAUGAAGAUGAAGAUGAAGACAGAGUUGGCGCGGCCCAGGUCUCAUCCACAUCAUCGACGAAGCUGCAUCCGUGCUCGCUGGGCUGUGGCGCGGCGUUCUACUGCUCGCCGGCCGAGGAGGCGGACGACCGGCCGCUGCACGGCCUCGAGUGCGUGGCCUGGCGGCGCGUGCGCGAGGUGGGCGCCUCGAUGGAGCUCACCGAGAGCGAGGAGGCCGAGCUGCGGCUCGUCUUCCGGAUCGCGGCGCGACACCACCGCGAGACGCUCGACCACCGGUUCGCCGAUGAUGAAGCCGAAGCCGAGGAGGCCGAUGAUGAAGAUGAAGACAAGAGCAACAAAAAGAAGAGGAAGAAGAAGGGGAUGGACAACAUGCAGAACGAACUGACGGAGCCCACCUACGACGACGUCCUACGGUUAUGCUCCAACCGCGAGAAGCGACCAAUUGAGGUCCGCCAGUCCUCCUUUUCGUGGCGGGUGGUGGCGCCGCUGGCGCAGACCUCAGAGUCGUCCGCGGGCCGAGGAGUCGCCUGGUCCAAAUACGAUUUUGUAGAGCUGAUCUGCAAGAACCUGUGCAAUGGAUUCGGCUUGCGCGGUGCCGGAGGGCAGUGCUACGCCUACGGUGUCUACCCGGCCGCGAGCUACUUCAGAUGCUGGCCAAGCCGCACCGGGCCGCAGGCGACAGAGGUCAGUCAGUUCGUCGCGCUGGUCGACAUUCCCGCCGGCCGCGAGCUUAGUCUGUCCUACAUCGACGGGAGCAAGCCCACCGAGCAGCGGCGGCUCGCGCUCAGCAGCAUCUACUUUUUCCACUGCAUGUGCGCCCGAUGCGAGACCAGCAGCAGCACCAGCGGUGGCAAGGGCAAGGGCGGCAAGACGAACAACAACAACAAGAAGAAGCGGCACAAGGACGACUACGUGCAGCGGUUCGUGUGCGGGAGCUGCACCAAGAACAACGGGCGCGGCGUCAUGUACCCCGUCUCGCCCACCCACAACCGAUGCAACCUGUGCCACCGAACCGCCGCGGUGGUGGCCCACCAGCGAGGCCCCAAGACUGUCGCCCGGCCUGCCACCACACAACAACAAUAA